GAAAGGCGCGGAGCGCUGGACCGAAGUGGCCUCCCCCUCCCCGAGGUCGGCGGUCUCUUAGCCGCUGGGGAGCGGGGCUGCAGCUUCUGCAGCUGGAUUUCCCACUCUGACAGGCGCCAUUUUACCGCCCAGAGGUCUCCCUCCUCCUCUCUUUCCCCCCUCCUCUUCCCCUCUGACACUACUUCCGGUGGUGACGUGUAUUCGCUUCACCGGGACUAAAGUUCCCCCUACUCGGUCUUACGGGGGUAGGGAUAGGGAAAGCCGAGCGCGCCCCCAACAACACUUCGAUAUUGCGCAAGCGCCGAAGGCGACCGCGGGGCGGGGAGUGGAGCAAAGUCAACAGCGUGGGCGGGGCGGAGUGACGUCACUUGCCCUGUGGCUCUGACCGUCGAGGGAGGGAUGUGCGACCCCCUCCCCUUCCCUCAGACAACUGUCCCAACGGCUGUUCCCGCCCCAGUCAUUGUGAAAAUGUAGGCUGUGGGUAUCGUCCCUACGUCUGUGCACUAAGGCUCGGGAGGGGCCAUUUCGCUUAAGCUCUCCUGGGAAUACUGAACAUAAAAUCACCUCUCAUUCCGGCCUUUGCCAGCUCUUAAUUGUGGGAGGAAUGAGUGCCCCGCCCUCUCACCCGGAGCGGGCGGGGCUGUGGGUCGUGACGCCAUCAGAGAGCGUCGAAGUAGGAGUUUGAAGGCAGUCAGAGAUGCUGGAUUCUCUGUUGGCCCUGGGCGGCCUGGUGCUGCUUCGCGAUUCCGUGGAGUGGGAGGGGCGGGGUCUUCUGAAAGCGCUCAUCAAGAAAUCUGCACUGCGUGGGGAGCAAGUCCACGUCUUGGGCUGUGAAGUGAGUGAGGAAGAGUUUCGAGAAGGUUUUGACUCCUGUGUCAACAGCCGGCUGAUUUACUAUGACCUCUUCAGAGACCCUCUCAGUUGGUCAAAAACUGGGGAGGCUUUUCCUGAGGGACCCCUGGGAGUCUUGAGAGCCAUAUGUAGGAGGGCAGAUCCUGGUCCUGCCACCAUAGCUCUUGAUUCACUCAGCUGGCUUUUGCUUCAUCUUCCCUGUACUGCAGUCUGCCAGACCCUCCAUGCUCUGAGCCAUCAGAACUCCUACCCUGGUGAUAGUUCCCCAGUAAAGCAGGUGCAUGUAUUGGGCCUGCUACAUGAAGAACUUCAUGGCCCAGGCCUUGUGGGAGUACUGAGCAGUCUUACCCAGACUGAGGUGAUUCUGGGUGGUUUAAUGGGCCAAGCCUCAGCCCAUGUCCUCUUUCGGAAGCCCCAACAGCGCCCAACUUAUCAGACUUCCUGGUUUUCCAUCCUUCCUGACUUUAGCCUCGACCUCCAGGAGGGGCCUCCCCUAGAGUCCCAGCACCACCCAGAUCCUCAUACAUCUCUGGUGGACCCCACGACUCAUUUGACCUUUAACCUUCACCUGUCCAAGGAAGAAAGAGAAGCCAAGGAUAGCCUGAUUCUGCCCUUCCAGUUCAGUUCUGAAAAACAGCAGGUUCUACUGCGUCCUGCGCCAGGCCAGGCUACCAGCCACAUCUUCUAUGAGCCAGAUGCUUAUGAUGACCUAGACCAAGAAGACCCAGAUGAUGACCUUGAUAUUUGACUGGCCAGACUUGACUACACUAAUGGAAAUGGGUGGGAGUGGGAGGACUGUGGUCCCAGUUUCUGUACUGCCUUUGUUCCUUUGUCUAUAGAGGUCCUACCCUAUGAGGUAGGAAGCAGUAUCCAAUCAGAACAAAAAGUGGGAUGAAGAGAUAGCAUAAGGUGAGGAAAUAGGAACAACCCCCAUACCUAAUAAAAUCUUUUAUUAAUUUU
Ictidomys tridecemlineatus (thirteen-lined ground squirrel) is the source of this 1812-nucleotide messenger RNA. RefSeq names its product elongator acetyltransferase complex subunit 5 (gene Elp5). Gene Ontology annotation, molecular function: tRNA binding. The record is from RefSeq and is a predicted model, not a curated record. Gene Ontology annotation, biological process: tRNA wobble uridine modification. Lineage: Eukaryota; Metazoa; Chordata; Mammalia; Rodentia; Sciuridae. Gene Ontology annotation, cellular component: nucleus; elongator holoenzyme complex; cytosol.